ACCAGUGAAAAGUAAAAACACGAGGCUCAAUUGGCGUGUUUCUUGAAUCCUUCCUGUGAACUUCAGUGAAAGCCCAGUAGACCCCUUCCCAUCUCACGACCUUUUUCUUUACGUGUUCAAUUGAUUUGCUACUUGCUAUAGUUUACUUUGACGGCUUUGAUCAUUCAAAAAAGUGGGCUGCACUGCAUAAGUACAUGUAUAUAAGCUAGUAAAUUGAAGCGUCGAAACCAUGCAUUAAGUUGCUGAGGGGCUCUGUGACUUUGAAGCUCGCUAAAGAAGAGAAAGAGGAGCCAGGAAUAGAGAAGCUAUAGGCUGAAUCUUUGUAUUUCAAGGGUUCGGUUUUUUUUUUCGAGGCAUAACAGAUGGGACUUUGUCUUUCAAUAAUUUUGUCAGCUUGGAAUGAGAUACUGGAACACAAGAUAUUCGGUUUAUUUAACAAAGCAGAAACAGUUGUGAGAUCUGUGAGCUUUGGGAGAAGAGAAGGAGAACUGGUCUUCAGAACAUUUAGCUUUAAGAAAAAAGAAUUAGAAACUAUUCACAAGUUUGAUGAGUCAAAAGUAAGCCCGAGGGUUGAUACACAAAAGCUGAAGACUGUUGGUCCAACGAAGGGUUUAGUUGUCGAUAAGGAAUCCAAGAAUUCGCUGUCUAGAGAUAAUGAUCAAGAAGCUGUUAAUAAGUCUAAGCUUGAAGUUCUGAUUCCAGCGCCCGUUGUGGUAUCUUCUCCACGACCUAUUACUAAGCUUGAUGAUGCAGCAACUAAGCUUCAGAAAGUCUAUAAAAGCUACCGCACAAGAAGGAAUCUUGCAGAUUGUGCAGUUGUUGCUGAAGAACUCUGGUGGAAGGCCUUGGAUUUUGCAACUCUAGAGCGAAAUUCCGUAUCAUUCUUUGACAUUACCAAACAUGAAACUGCUGUCGCACGGUGGGCACGUGGUAGGACAAAGGCUGCCAAGGUAGGAAAAGGUUUACUAAAGGAUGAAAAAGCUCAGAAGUUAGCUCUACAGCAUUGGCUUGAAGCUAUUGAUCCGCGGCAUAGGUACGGACACAACUUGCACUUCUAUUAUGAUGCAUGGUCUGAAAGCAGAAGCUAUCAACCCUUUUUCUACUGGUUGGACGUUGGUGGUGGCAAAGAACUAAAUCUUCCAAGCUGUCCAAGAGUUAACAUGCAACGCCAAUUUAUUAAAUAUCUUGGACCUAAAGAGAGGGAAGCCUAUGAAGUAAUUGUGGAGGAUGGCAAGUUAGCGUACAAGCAAACUGGCAUGCUUCUGGAUACAAAUGACCGUUCAAAGUGGAUUUUUGUUCUCAGCACAUCAAGGUCCCUAUACGUAGGACAGAAGAAGAAGGGUGUUUUUCAACAUUCCAGUUUUCUAUCUGGAGGAGCUACAACAGCUGCGGGUAGACUCGUUGCUCAUGAUGGGAUUCUUGAAGCAAUAUGGCCAUACAGUGGUCACUACCUUCCAACAGAAGACAAUUUCAAGGAAUUCAUAAGCUUUCUUGAGGAGCACCAUGUAGAGUUAAGCAAUGUCAAGCGCUACACAGUUGAUGAUGCUAGGACCUCAUUUCAAGAGGUUGAUGAGGAAUCCAAAUCUAAGAAAGAGAAGUUACAAGAUCUUUCCACAACUGCAACAGCUACGGAUGCAAUUGCUACCGAUUCUGAUGGUCCCUGCAAUGAAGUUUCCCUUGCACCUGCGUGUCAAGAAAAUAUCCAGGCUGCAAAGAUACCAAGUAUUAAAGAACCCAAAUUUGACUUGGCCAAGCGUUUAUCUUGCAAGUGGUCCAGUGGUGUUGGACCACGAAUUGGUUGUGUUCGAGACUAUCCGAUGCACCUUCAAUUUCAGGCACUGGAGAAGGUAAAUCUAUCGCCUAGGCCUGGGCUGGAAAAGUCCAAGAGUUGCAUUCCCAUUCCUUCCCCGCGACCAAGUCCUAAAGUUCGCAUGUCACCGAGGCUCUUAUACAUGGGACUUCCUAGCCCAAGGGUGUCUGUUCCUUCUGCUAGUUAAAUACUGCAUUGCCAUCCCAACAGAGGAACGACCUACACUAUCACCUGGAGGGUACAAGGCCGCUCCUGGGCAGCCCUUGCAAAAUUCUUAACUGUUUCAUUUUAUUUAUUUAAUUUUUUUUUUCAUUUGAGUUCUCAAAAGGGAGCCUUAAUUGUUUCAUUCUUUUAUUCUUGUUGUACAUGAAGUGGACUUCAAGAGUCUGCAAAGAUGAAGACGUUGUGGCACUUUUUUAUGCCCUCAGUCAUCAGUUCUUUAUAGCUCAGUGAAUUGAAAGAGGACUAGCUUAGAGAGAUGACUUUAUUCUUGAAUUCUUAUUGUAUUUGAAACAGCCUUAAUUUUGUAGUUUGUGAAGCAAAUUGCAACAACUCCCUAGUUGAAAGAUCGCCUUUAGUCCGUC
This is a messenger RNA of Coffea eugenioides, 2394 nucleotides long. Its product is annotated as IQ domain-containing protein IQM1. The record is from RefSeq and is a predicted model, not a curated record. NCBI's taxonomy places the organism in Eukaryota, Viridiplantae, Streptophyta, Magnoliopsida, Gentianales, Rubiaceae. The transcript is spliced from 9 exons. Bases 363 to 1997 code for a protein of 544 amino acids.